Zophobas morio is the source of this 1931-nucleotide messenger RNA. Its product is annotated as ribonucleoside-diphosphate reductase subunit M2 B-like. Gene Ontology annotation, cellular component: cytosol. Gene Ontology annotation, molecular function: ribonucleoside-diphosphate reductase activity, thioredoxin disulfide as acceptor. Bases 684 to 1796 code for a protein of 370 amino acids. Gene Ontology annotation, biological process: deoxyribonucleotide biosynthetic process. The record is from RefSeq and is a predicted model, not a curated record. The transcript is spliced from 3 exons. NCBI's taxonomy places the organism in Eukaryota, Metazoa, Arthropoda, Insecta, Coleoptera, Tenebrionidae.
CCGUCUUCACAAUACCUUCAUUUUACAGCAGCCAUAUAACCUUGUAGUAUCUGACUGACUAUACUAAGUAAAGACAUUUAAAAAAUGCUCAGUUGGUGCCAGUAAUUGGUUUUUCAACUGCCAAUAUUAUAAGUACAUUCUGGAUAAAAUUUUGUACAAAAACAUUCAAUACGCCCCUGGGUUCUUCAAAACUAACCAAUGAAAUUCGCUGAAUUUACCCGCCUACACAAUUAUCUCCCACUGAGGAAUUCCAGUCCACUGAACAGGAAACGAUACUCAGUGGCGUCACGCUAUUUAAAAGUAAAACAACAAAAACACCUGUAAUUACAAUAUUUGAAAAGAACUAUCAUCAAUUUACUAAUUGUUUAGUGUUCUAUAAUUGUCUGAGCAUUUUUCAUGUUUUUUUCUAUAGCGUAAUUAACACUUUUGUGAUGUAUAAGGUGUUAUGUGCGCUACUGAACGACUGAUUUAUUUAGUUUGGCUUCCCCUCCAGCAAAUUCUGCCCAAUAAGGAAUCUUCCCGCUAAAAUUUCUAUUUACAAUUUUCUAAUGACCCGCUACAAAAGGGUUUAUGUUUUGGCGCCUUUUUGCAGUUAAUUACCUAAGGUUACGUUAGAAGUGCUGGUUUUACGUUUGUGAACAAAUCUUGGUUUAUAAAGGCUGUAUUUCAGAGAAAGCUUUAAGAUGCCCCGUUUUAAUAAAGAAGAUAUACUAACCUUAAUCGGCGAAAAAAACCAAAACAUUCUCACCGACAACAAAUCCAACCUUAUUAAAGACACAGAAGACUCAAUAGUUGCUAAAACACAGAACGCUGAAGAAGAAUUUGACCCAGAACUGGAACCCUUGCUUCAAGAAAACCCCACCCGUUUCGUAAUUUUUCCCAUUGAGUAUCCCGAUAUUUGGGACAAAUACAAGCACUGUGAAGCUUUAUUCUGGACUGUUGAAGAUGUUAAUUUAUCCACGGACGCGGAAGAUUGGAAAAACAAACUUUCAGACGAUGAACGUUACUUCAUCUCUCAUAUACUGGGCUACUUUGCAGUAGCAGGUGGAAUUAUCUGUGAAAACCUAAUGGAAAAAUUCACCCAGGAAGUCCAGGUAACGGAAGCACGUUGUUUUUAUGGAUAUCAGAUCUCCAACGAAAAUAUUCACUCAGAAAUGUACAGUAUGUUGAUUGAAACAUACAUUGCUGAUCUGCAAGAGCGCGAAUUUUUAUUCAAUGCACUUGAGACGAUACCAUGUAUUAAAAAGAAAGCUGAUUGGGCACUGGGAUGGAGACACAAUCAGAAAGCUAGCUUUGGGGAAAGAUUGGUGGCUUUUGCUGCAAUCGAGGGAAUAUUUUUUGCAGGGAGCUCUGCGGUCAUUUUCUGGUUGAAGAGGCGAAAUGUAUUGUCUGGUCUUACUUCAUCUAAUGAGUUAAUUUCGCGGGACGAACGGCUACAUUGUGAUUUCGCGUGUUUAAUAUUGUCACAUUUAGUACAAAAGCCAUCAAAACAACGAAUCCAAAGUAUUAUUCAAGAGGCAGUAAAAAUUGAGAAAGAAUUUUUAACAGUGAGUUUACCAGUUACCUUGGUGGGUAUGAGUUGUCAGUUAAUGUCUCAGUAUAUUGAGUUUGUUGCCGACUGGUUGCUUGAGGCACUGGGAACUGAGAAAAUAUAUGGUGUGAAAAAUCCAUUUGAUUUCAUUGGAGUUAUUUCAAAUGAAGACAAAAAUAAUUUUGUGGAAAGAAAAGUGGAAUUUCAGAAGAGUGUAGCUGCAGUAAAUGACAGCGACGAAUAUGUUUUGGACGCUGAUUUUUAACAUUAAUUUUUUUAGUAGAAGAGGAAACUAUUUAUAAAUCACUAUAUUUUUAGAGCACUUUAAGUAGAUCUAGGUACAUAUAAAAUGUGUCCAAAGUUUAUAUUUUUAUUAAGUAAUAAAAUAAAUAAGAACAUU